Messenger RNA from Pomacea canaliculata, 4727 nucleotides. Its product is annotated as zwei Ig domain protein zig-8-like. Gene Ontology annotation, biological process: synapse organization. Bases 2355 to 3245 code for a protein of 296 amino acids. The transcript is spliced from 9 exons. Lineage: Eukaryota; Metazoa; Mollusca; Gastropoda; Architaenioglossa; Ampullariidae. Gene Ontology annotation, cellular component: neuron projection membrane. The record is from RefSeq and is a predicted model, not a curated record.
CUUUUUCAGAGUUGAUGCGUCGGAGGAGCGGGGCUGGUGGCGGUUGCAGCGUUUUGGCCGUUGCAUCGUAUCCGUAAGUGGCGCGGACGCAAGGCGCGAACAGCACCACCACCAACAGCAGCAGCAGCAGCAGCAGCAGCAGUAGCAUCUAGAAAGAGUGUGAAAGAGCAGCGUCAGUCUGUCGUGCAGCGCUGCAGCAAGCAGUACCAAGUCCCCUACACUCGUAGUGUCGCGCCUCACACGCCGGGACCGCUGCUCCUCCAGCAGGCGUGCGCGUGCGUGUGUGUGUGUGCGGCGACCACUUUAACUGUAUUGACGCCUUCUUUCCUUUCGCUGGGACGAGGACAGCCCCGCCGAGGAAGUGAGGAAAAAGAAGGAGAAAAAAAGUUGAGCACGUGGUCAUGCGGUUCUAAAAGUGAGCCAAAGAAAAAGCUUGCGCCAAGAAGAAGGGUCUGAAGUUAAAUCUACGGAGAGAAAAAAGAGAGAGACUGAGGGACACACAAAGGAUGGACAACUCACGCGGACUAGCAUAUUGGCUUGCCUGCCCUUGUAUCGAGAGCGAGGGUGUGCUGUGUGUGUGAGGUUACUUCUCGGCGUAAAUGAAGAAAUACAGAGUGAAAAGGGAUCUCGAGUUGAACAGGACUGGAUGUGAUUUCAGGGAUCGAUGUCGACUGUUUAUUCAAACACCCUCAGAGUGCGGGACACUACGAUAACUGAAUCCUUCAGCCGAGGUGUUAAAAAUGUCCGCCCGGCGUCGAGUCAGGGGAAGAGAACAUCUUAAUCGUAAUGCUGCGGUAGUAGCCAACAGGAUGCUCAACACCGAUGAAGAGAGGAGGUCUUGGUAGGUACAGAGAAUGGAUUGAGUGCCGAACACGAGGGAAAUCUUGUUAAGGUUCAAAAACAACCCUUUUUGCGGCAGUAGCGCCUUUUGUAUCACUCUGACCCUUUGGGAAGGUCGUGGGGAGGCGGUGUUGCAGCCGCCUCUACACUGAGGCAGCGACGACGACAUGCAGCAUGGAAGUGACAACGAUCCAAAGCCUUCCAGACGAUUCGACGCCGCAGCCAAAGCUUCCACGAGGACGAAGCGACUGUGACGUUCAAAUCCCGGCGGUGUAAACGGAUUGCUUGAAAAAAAAAAUCCAACAAUGCAAUUCUUCUUUUUUAGACUUUUUUCUGAAUUUUUAGUUUCCUGUCACGUCUACUGUUAGGAAGUUUUGAACAAAUGUACAAGAAGUGAUGAUAUUGGUGAGGAAAAUAGAGGAAAUCGACGGAGCUUGCUCUCACCUUUGAUGUUUAUCUGGAAUAAAGUUUUGCUGAGUUUACCAAUUUCCGAAACCUCUUUACUACGGAUAUUUCGUCGUCAACUUGACGAAAAAACCGGAUAUAGAACAAAAGUGGAGUUUGUGUGCGACAGAUUAUCCGAAGUGUCAACCGUUUCUAAUUUCUCAUGGAGAUGGCCAGUCCUGGAUAAUAACAGUUAAAACUCCUAUCAACUGUUAACUGGUCGCCCAUUCAUCUGAGUACAUUACCCUUAUUAUAGGGAUUUUUCUUGCUGCUCGAAAGAAGACAGUUGAUCUAAUCGUCAAUGUAACGACCUUAUUUUGUAUUUUUUGGGUAAUGUGUUCCUGUCCUAGAAUCGAGGCCUGUACAAAAGAAUAUAUUUUUUAAAAGCCAGAAAAAGUGAGGACUUCUGCCCAGGAACUGGAAGGAAGGAAGCACAUUGAAUUCAGGACCUUGUCAACUAGCUAUUUCCUUGGAGCCAGUUAAGCACAGUUGUCAGGUCCGGUGCUAAAUGGGGGCUCAUUAUCCCGGAAUGAUUGAACGCUCUGCCAGAUAACUGUGCGGCGUUGCUUGGAUGAGUAAUCGCCCGUGAUUGAGAAUUGAACCCUGUUGAAGGGAAACGAGUGUUCUUACUGUUGACCGAAACGAAAACUUCUCAGAAAGGAAGUUAAAAAGACAAGGGAGGUAAACAGCUUUUGUAUUGGCUAUUCCUUGUAGAGAACGCAGUGGGAUUCAUGAACAGAAGCGGCUUCUGUUUCGCAAAAACUCUUUUUUCACUUGGUGCACGAAAAACAUCGCUAACACUUUAGUUUUUGUUCACAGAGGGAUAAAGAAAGAGAAAUUAAUAGGUUUCAGUCAACUUGCGUGAGAUAAAAAUAAAAUGGCAUAUACAUGUUGGUGUCAGUCCAGAACAAACAACACGGAAUACUAAAGACACAGCUUUGUGGAUUAUCAGUGGUUGCCCUUCCCCCUUCGAGAUUGGAACACAGCUGUGUGGAUUAUCAGCCUUGUCUCGUUGAUUGGAGCAAACAGCUGUUUGGAUUACCUGUUUACACCUGGACCUCACCUGAAACAUGAGGCACGUGUGGCUGAUACUGAUGCUGUCGAUGUUGCUGUGGAAAUCGACCGCUGAAAAAUGGGAGCUCAAGAGUGUCGUUACGUCCACCACGAUUAUCCCCAUCGACCCCGUGUUUCUGCCCACCGCCAACAACAUCACCGUGCGCGAGGGCGGCAAGGCGGAGCUGCCGUGCAGCGUCCAGUACCUCAGUACCAAAAAGGUGGCUUGGAGGCGCGUGGACCAGGACGAGUUCCUGACGAUCGCGGAAAUGACCUGGGUAGCUGACCCUGCCUUCUCGGUGAGGAAAGAGGUGAAGAAGCAUGACAUCAGCGACUGGUACCUCGUUAUCACCAAUGUCACACCCAAGCACGCAGGGCUUUACGAGUGUCAGAUAACCGCCAGUGCCGGCUACUUCAAACACGUGCAGCUCAACGUUGUAGGUCCGCCAAUAACGGCCCCAGGUACGAAUGACUCCCACACUAUUUCCUUGUACGGCACAGAUUUUGUGGAGAGAGGGGAAAAGAUUCUUUUGAUCUGCAAUGCCACUGGAGGAACCCAAAUCGCCGAGGAUAUUGAUUGGUUUAAAGACGGCAACAUCAUAGAUACGUCGCGGCGACGUCGUAACGACGUAAUGAUACUCAAAUACAGGUCGCUGGAAGAGGGAGCGCUGAUCAGCAGGCUGCAGAUCGAUCACGCCGACAUGGACGACGCCGGGACCUAUGUGUGCCGCAGUUCCUACAACAAGUUAGGAGAUUUUUCAGUCAACGUUUUAGCAGCGGACAGCAACAAUGUAAAAAGAGGUACACAGUCUUCAAACAACACAGCCUGCAGUCCAGUACGAUUUGAAACAAGAAUACUGCGGCUGCUGUUGUGUUGCUGGCUGCUGCUGUACAGACCGUGGCGCUGACUCCUCUGACUCCCGCGCGUGAACCCAAGGACAAGGCGGAAGUGAUAUGUGGGCAUGCGCAGAGACCCAUGAACGAGUGGGCGGAAGUGAUGUUUGAGACGGCGUAACGACCACAGUUGUCGCUCCUUUCUAACCCACCUUGUGUUUAUGUGUGGACAGAUCAUCAGACAGCGGUUAAAUAUAUUUUAUUUUGUUAGGUUUGGUUGUGGGGAGGGAAGCCAUGGUGCUAUGAAGCCGAGACUAGACGUUGCUUCACCACGAGCCACACAAGACAUUUGUUCACUUAUUCCUCAAAACGAGAAUUGAGUUUUUGUUUUUAAUUUGUUAUGUUGACCCUCAGUGAUGGCAGGCAGAUUCAGAGUAAUGUUCACGAGUGUCUUACAAGUUGUGAACUGCAGUUGGGACACUUCUGUUUGAGGGAAACAACUUUAUAGUGUUGGACGACAAUGUAGCGAUGACUGCUGAGAAAGUACAGCUCAUCAUGGAGGCCAGAACGAUAUUGAAGGCAACAGAUUCGAUGUUUGCAUCAAGAGACUUGUGGAAGAUACACCAAAAGCUUUUGAAUGUGGAUGUUUCUGCUGCUUGAUGACUGAUUUUUGGAGCCUCUUGGUGCGUCCAUGUCGAACAACACGAAUCUGCCGCCUGUGAACUCAGACAGUGAACUCAGCUCAUGCUGCUCGUGUCAGGCUCUUUGCUCGGCUGCACACAUUUGAAACCAUGACUGAUUCUUUUUAAAAGAAAAAAAAAGCUUAAUUACUUUUUCAGACAUGGACUGUGAAGUGAAUUGAUGGGAGGGGAAAUUAUAGCUGUUGUCUCUUUCCCCUCAACUGCCCCUCAACUAUUUUUAUAGGGUGCAUGUUGUCGGCACACGAGGGUCUGAAAGGAGUUUUUGACCUUUGACCCUGUGAGACAUGGUUGACGGUGUUUCCGCCUCAGUCCUCAACCUGUGCAGCUUCUGUUUGUGGGAGUCUUUUCACUUUUAUUCUCCAACGGCGUUGUGAUAAACGAAGAGUGAAAUAAAUGUUCAUUGUGAGCCCACCACGUUCGCUUCCUAAGAAAGGUGUACAUAAUUUAUGCAAAUGAAGGGAAUAACAUUUCGGAAAGGUAUGACACAGGUGUUUUUGAACAGGUUUACUGUUGUGUAUAUUAGUUAUUUUGUGUAAGCGUUUGCUUUUAUAAACACAUAUCUAUAGUGAAUGGAAAAAGAGGAAAAUCCACGCAGGUUCUGUUCAAGUUGUCCAACUGAUAGAACAUGACCUGCAGGUUCACGGUGAUCAGAUAGAUAUACCUCAUGUAAUUCUGAAAAUAUUAGUAAAAUGCUGUGUGAGCCCCGUUGUACUAUUUAUAUCUAUUACUAUUUUGUAAUGUUUAUUUAAUUUUCGUAUUAUUGCACACAACAUUUUUGUCUUCUGUUCAUCAGACGUCAAGGGAGGAUACUAACAUCAGAAGCUAUAUUACCUAAAUAUAACUAAAUGAACAUUG